AUGAACCCGCACGAUGACGAAGACAACCUGGACGAGGGUGACGACCCGGAGAACUCGGUCAACAGGUCGGAACGCAAGCGCAAGCGGGAAAAACAACGCAGAUUUGAUUUGGCCAACGCGUUUACCGAGUUGGGAAGCCUGCUGAGUAUGAUUGAACCGGAGGAGUCGGACGCAGAUGCCUCACGGAAAAAAGGUCGCCGGAAAUGCGUAGGCGAGGUCAACGAAGCCGAAGUCGGAGAUGCGUCGGGGAUGCCGCGCCUCGAUCUCAUUGGCCGAACGAUUGAAACUCUACGAAGAAUUCAUCAGGAAAACCUUGAACUGAAACACGCUCUCGAACAAAAGUCAAAUGUGGGAGACGACAAUAAGGUAGGAAGUUUAGCUUUUUCGUUUCUGUUGUGGAUACGAUCACCAUUUUCGGGAGGUAACAAUUUUUUUAAUUUGUUGCAGGAAGUGCUGGUAAUGGUCCCGACAUUAACUUCCACGGAUGACCUCAGAGGUCCGCCACCUCCGUCGUCUUCGGGUCCUUAUCCGUAUUACCAUACUCCAAAUCAGCCGCCACCCGUACCGCCGCACAUGUCUCCCUCACAGCAUCACGAUUAUGGGUCGCAUUCCGUUCCAUAUUAUUCGGCUCCUCCACCACCAGGUUACCACUAUGGGCAACAGUCGGGAUGGAAUUCACUGCAGCCUUCUCAGGGAAAUAGGGAAGUGUUGCAGUUUGCUCCACCACAUCAACAGCAAUACAGCGGACAACCUGUUGGAGCACCUGGAUCUCGCCGUGGGGGCUUGGCUGGGAAAUCUCCGAACGCAUAA
Phaeodactylum tricornutum CCAP 1055/1 is the source of this 810-nucleotide messenger RNA. RefSeq lists its product with no specific name. Bases 1 to 810 code for a protein of 269 amino acids. Lineage: Eukaryota; Bacillariophyta; Bacillariophyceae; Surirellales; Neidiaceae. Gene Ontology annotation, molecular function: protein dimerization activity. The transcript has a single exon. The record is from RefSeq and is a predicted model, not a curated record.